UUGCCAAAAAGAGGCUGUUUUCAAAAAGGAAAGUCGCGGGAAGCAAAACGAAGAAUUUUGACGCUCGGAGAAAUGUUUCGAAAGUUUUUUGGAAGGACAGUGAUUUUGCUAGGAUCGUCUGCAGCUGCAGUCGGUUAUCUUGGGGCAUCUGGAAAUGAAUGGUUUUAUAAAAACGUUGCGAUGCAAUGUGUACGGCAAAUGGACGCCGAAAAUGCCCAUGUUUUUGCAGUCAAGUGCGCCUCCAAAGGUUUUGUACCACGAGGAAAGGACAGGCCAAGUGACAUUCCGCUAAUGAAAACUGAUGUAUUUGGAAUUGAGUUUGCAAAUCCAAUUGGGCUAGCUGCAGGAUUUGAUAAAAACGCAGAGUGUUAUAAUGGAAUGUUAAAAUUGGGUUUUGGAUUUGUGGAGGUUGGCUCUGUCACCCCAAAACCUCAAGAAGGUAACCCGAAACCAAGAGUUUUCAGGCUAUUGGAGGAUAAAGCUGUUAUAAACAGGUAUGGGUUUAACAGUCAUGGCAUUGAAGCAUGCAAGGAAAGAUUGAAUGCCAGAGGGAACUUGAAGGAAACAGGAAUUGUUGGGGUGAAUUUAGGGAAGAACAAAAAUACUGAAGAUGCAAUUGAUGAUUAUGUGAAAGGAAUAAAGGAGCUUGGACAUUUUGCAGAUUACAUUGUGAUUAAUGUCUCCUCACCAAAUACUCCUGGCCUGAGGAAAAUGCAAGGAAAGGAGCAAUUAGAGAGCCUUAUAUUAAAGGCCCUGGAUGCCAGAAACCAAUUAAAGCAUAAACCACCAUUGUUGGUAAAGAUAGCACCAGACCUGACAGAUGAUGAUAAAGUUGACAUAUCAGAUGUCAUUACAAGUGAGAAAACUAAAGUUGAUGGAUUAAUUGUAACAAAUACAACUAUAGCUCGUCCUUUGUCACUAAAAAGUGCAUCCAGGGACCAAGUUGGUGGUCUAAGUGGUGAACCAUUGAAGGAAAUGUCCACAAAGGUAGUUGGUGACAUGUAUAAGUUAACUGAAGGACGUCUUCCAAUUAUUGGUGUUGGAGGAAUUUCAUCCGGACGAGAUGCAUAUGACAAAAUUCGUGCUGGAGCGUCACUGGUACAAUUAUAUACGGUGUUAACCUACGAAGGUCCUACCGUUAUUUCAAAAAUCAAGAGGGACCUGGCUGAUUUGCUCAGAGAUGAUGGUUUCAAAUCAGUUGCUGAGGCUGUCGGAGCUUCGCACAGAUAAUGGAAAAUGUAAGGAAAAUAUGAAGAACUUUGUCUGGCAGAACCUUUAUAAUUUUGUAAGUGCUUGGGCGGGUUUUUCUUAUUCUGAAUGAUGGGAUGUUUUUUGGUACAAAAUGCAAUGGUGGAUAGCGCCAGAUUUGUUUCCGUCAAAGUCAAACGAUUGGCCGUUUAUGCAUUUACCUGUCAAAACAAUAAUUGAACAGAAUUGCAGUGCAUCGACCCGUUACGGGGUUUCAAACAGUUUUUAUUGACAUUGGAUGACAAAAUUAUCUAUCAAAACAUUAUAAAUUUUGUAAUUAGAGAACGCGAUAUUUCCUUAUAUGUAUUUAUUGCUUGCUUUAAUUUUUCGCUUUUUCACUGAGAAAACAGAAAAUUAUGCAUAUACAUUAUUGCAUGUAACAGAAAAAUAAUUUUUUGCAAUUUAAAUUGUUGAUUUUGGUGUGCCAUUGUCAGUUUUGCACAUAACACUACGAAAAUCUUAACUUUGAGGAUUUUUUUUCUAAUUUCUUUUGACUGUGUUGUUUUGUAAAGUCGAUUCUUAAAGGUAAAUUAAAAAUAGUGCUACAUUGAAUUGGUACAUUGUAUCUGCUUUAAAGGAGGAAAAUCUAUAUGGGGUGAAUUGUGGAUUCUAUCUGCUUACGUAGGGAAAUUUUUAGUAAUCUUAUUUCUUUUGACUAAAAAAGAGUGAUUAAGUUUGUGUAAGAAUUAACAACGGAAAUUGAAAUUGAAGGAAUUCUUUUACUCUAUUUUAACUUUGCAACCGAACCAGAAUAUUCACCUAAGUAGAUAUUUUAGACUGAUGUAUGCCAUAAAAUUUUCGUGUUUGUAUCGUAUCGUAUUUUUUCUGUUCUUGUUUCUUUCCGUUCUUUCCAUAGUGCUUCUAGCUUCUAACUUUGUAUUGUACGUUUUAGAAAGCAUGUUGUUAUCAAACAAUUUUAUUUGAUUUGACCAUUUUAAAAAACUUAAAGGAAAGGGAUACUAUACCAACAUUUUGGCUGGAAUGUUCAUUUAAAGUCAAUGCAAUGA
Molecule: messenger RNA, 2255 nt
Organism: Rhopilema esculentum
Lineage: Eukaryota; Metazoa; Cnidaria; Scyphozoa; Rhizostomeae; Rhizostomatidae
Product: dihydroorotate dehydrogenase (quinone), mitochondrial
Biological process (GO): pyrimidine ribonucleotide biosynthetic process; 'de novo' pyrimidine nucleobase biosynthetic process
Cellular component (GO): cytoplasm; mitochondrial inner membrane
Molecular function (GO): dihydroorotate dehydrogenase activity
Source: RefSeq, a predicted model, not a curated record